Sorghum bicolor (sorghum) is the source of this 3555-nucleotide messenger RNA. RefSeq names its product protein TONNEAU 1a. Gene Ontology annotation, molecular function: protein binding. NCBI's taxonomy places the organism in Eukaryota, Viridiplantae, Streptophyta, Magnoliopsida, Poales, Poaceae. The record is from RefSeq and is a predicted model, not a curated record. The transcript is spliced from 9 exons. The coding region runs from base 2023 to 3414 and encodes 463 amino acids.
AGUCAACCUUUAGCCUACCCCGUUCCCCAACCUCUGGCGUUGUCGUGUUCAUCUUCGAUCUCCAUCUCCUCCCUUCUCCCGAACUACCUGCUCCUGCUCCCUCCGCUCCUCCGUGCUCCCAGUCGCCAUCCCCAGACUUCAUUUCAGGCGGGGAUGGACGAUUACGCCCGGGAGAUGAUGGAGCUCAAGACGCUCGUCACCCGCACCCUCGAGAAGAAGGGUGUCCUCGCCAAGAUUAGGGCUGAGCUAAGAGCAAGCGUGUUUGAAGCCAUUGAAGAGGAGGAUCGGGUGGUGGAGAAUGAUGAUGGCGGGAAUCCUGCUUUGCUUGGUAGCUGUAAUGACCGAGCUAAGCAACUGCACGCUUCACCUUCAGGUAGGUUACUAACUGCACUUGUAUGCGAAUACUUGGAGUGGGCGCAACUAAGUCACACAAUGAAAGUUUAUUUGCCAGAGUGUAACCUGCCCAAGGACUUCUGGAAGAAUGAACUGAAAGAUUUUUCUAACAAAAGUGGAGCUGAAGGGAGCAGGAGUGCUGAAAGUGGUCCAAUGCUUUUAGAUGUUCUCGAAGGUUAUCUGAAAUAUGAGAAUUUGUCUCAAACAAGGAUGGGUGGGAGGAGGAUGAUGAGUUCAGAGUCUGAUCCAUCACUAACUGCUGAACAUCGGAGCAUGAGGAGGCCACCAUCAGCAUCAGUUGGGAGCCUGCCUCCUAUGGGGAGGCCAAUCUCUUCAUUGCAGGCAUCAGACCGCAGAGGGGGAUCUUCAGCUUCAAAUAACACAAGGAAAGAUGAGUACAACUGGAGAUACGAUGCUGAUGAUAUAUCUGAAGAGGUGCUACGGGCAUCGGCUGCUCUAGAAAGUGUCCAGUUAGACCGAAAAUCUCGGAAUCUGCCGACAUCUUGGAGGCAUUCAGGGGAUGGCUCCGAGUAACAAGCAACAAGGAUUUGGAGCUGGAUGCUUGACUGACCCUGUAUCGUGUAAUUUGUAUACCACUCAUUUGCGGUGGUACAAUGCUUGGAUUGCUGUUAUAUUAUUAGGGAGAUGCUACACUGGUUAUGUAUGGUUGUCCUGUAACGAACAAAACAAAUCAAGUAUUACAGUUUGUUGAACUAUGGGUGGACUUGAUCCGAUAAGAUUGAAUUGGCACCUCAGAUUAUUAGGGUAUAUAUUAUUUAUUUCAUACUUAUUUGUUGGGUUCCGAGAGAGUUAGAUUGUCAUACAUCGCGAUGGACAAAUUCGCUAUUGACAUAGCAAUUACAGUAGCAGGUAGACAAUUACCACUCCUAUGUUUUUCGAAUCAAUUGAAACAAUGUGCACUCAAAACUACCUUUGAGGUAUUCAAAUUAUAAGAUAUUGUUCUUGAUGAUAAAGAAAAGAAGACAAUCUCUUUGUAAGGAUCAAAUCCGAGAAAAUCAACAGGGUAGAUGUCUACUUCGGCCUUAUUAUCUUUGUUGGCUUUAUCAAGGAUAAUCACAUCAGCAUUGUCAAAGUCCCAUCCAUCAUCGAGAACAAACUCAUUGUCGUCGUCAUGUGCAGCAACAACAACAGGUGUUGCUUCUAAUUCCUCCUUGUUAUAAUAAGGGAUGACCCUCCAUUCAUCAUUAGCAAAGAUGUGACUGUGAAGAGGAGGAGGUUUUGCCGGCAGCGGUUCGAGGCUGAUGUUCUGAUCGACACAUAUGCAUGAUCGAGCAUGAAUGCAUGAUUCAUAUAUGCCGGCCGGCGGCCCAGCCACAUGCAUGCGUGUAUAUGGGAUGAAAUUAAUGAGGGCCGGAUGGAUCGUAGGAGGAAACGCAUGCGCAGCGCGCAGAUCGUAUCGAUCAUCUCAUCUCAACGGCGGGGAUGGAUGCAUACAAAUCGGACGACUCUGUCUCUAGCUAGCUGACUGCGCAUCGACCGGUAUGCUGCGCCGCCCUCCAUUAUCUCCCUCGUAUGCUAUAGCUAUACGCAUGCAUGCAUCUCCCUUCUCCGUAGCCCCUCACCUCUCCAAUCCAAUCCAUUAUUGGCGGACUUGGUGGAGAUCGAUCGAUGCCGAUGGAGCAGUUACCUGACGACAUGCUCGCCAAUGUCCUGGGCCGCCUCCCUCCCAGCAGCCUCCUCCUGCGCGCCCAUCUCCUCCUUCUCCGCCUCGACGCCUUCUACUGCAUCAACCUCGACCUCAUCGAGCGGCUGACAUAUUUCUUCGCACGCCCUUCGGCAGCGCGUCGAAUCCCCGGUGGCCCCCUCGACUUCUUGGAAGAACCUCACUCUUCCGUUCUGGAAGUCGAGGAUCACUGCAAUGGUCUGCUCUUGGUGUGCGACAUGGUGGUCAACCCUGCCACACGGCAAUGGGCCGACUUGCCUACCUCCCCGGAACCAUCCAUUGUCCACAUGCUUGGGGUCACCGGCGUCACCAUGGAUCAGGAGAACGACGGCACCGGCCAUUUGUUGUUUCCACGCUUUUACCUUGUGUAUGAUCCCAUGGCGGAGUCGUCGCAGCACUUCGAGGUAUUUCUUAUCCCCUUACUUGGACGCGAUCUUCUGGGCAACAUCACCAUCGACCUUGAGGCGCAAGAAUGGCCACCCACGACAUUCAAAACCCACGUCUUCUCGUCGAGGAGAUGGAGGUGGGAGGAGAGGUCCUUGCUCCGCCAAGGGGAGCCUGCGGGGACCAUAGCCGAUAUGCUGCUGCAAUCUGAUUGUUGGGACCACAAGGCCGCCUAUUUCCGGGGAGCACUCUAUGUGCAUUGUCAAAACGAUUCUGUCAUGAGGAUAGCCUUAUCCAAUGACAAGUAUCAAAUGAUGAGAUCUCCAGUGACACGGAGCAAACUUGGUGCUGAGCAUGCUACCUUUUACUUGGGGAAAUCAGAGAGAGGGGUGUACUCUGCGUUACUUUAUUGGGACGACUUUGGUAGCUAUCCCCACUUUCGAGUCUGGUCACUUAAGGAGGAGGAAGAGAUCAAUGAUGGAAAUCACAUUAUUCACAUGGAGUGGGUGUUGAAGACUAACAUCAGCCUUGAACCGCUGCUGGCAAACCCUCCUCCUCUUCACAGUUGUCACAGCUUUGUUGGUGAUGAAUGGAGGGUCAUCCGUAACUAUAACGACGAGGAAUUAGACGCACCACCUGCUGCUACUGCACAUGAUCAUGACAAUGAGUUUGCUGCUGCUGAAUGGGACUUUGACAAGGCUGAUAAGAUUGUCCUUGAAGCCAACAAAGAUAAGGCCACUAAAGCAGACACCUACCCUGUUGAUUUUAUCGGAUUUCAUCCUUAUAAAAACAUUGUCUUCUUUUCCUUGUCAUCAAGGACAACAUCUUAUAAUUUGACUACCUCAAAGGUUCAACAAUUGGGCGGCGACGUAUGCCUACCAGUGGGCAUAAGAACAUGUUUCCCAUACACACCAUGCUGGCUGACCAUGGGGGGACUAUUUGAAAACAGUUAAUAUAAGUGGCUGGCUUAAUUGUAUCAAAUAUAUUUACACUCUAUUUGUUUGUUUAUUUGGAGCUACAUGUUGAUCCCCAGCCACUUGCUAUAAGUAUAUGUAAUAAUCAGAGUAUUGCUUUCAAAUAUUUGUGCCUAAGUA